AGGUUAAUUUAUCCAAUCAAAUAGUCGAUCGGUUGCCUGGCGGUGACACAAGCGGGAAGUGAGCGGAAGUAAGCGGGAAGUGAGCGGAAGUAUGGCGGAGCCUGAGGGAGCGAUCUUUACCGAUCCACUGCUCCAAAUGUCAAAUUACGAAGGUCCAGGUUUGUUAGACCUUUCGAAUCAGGGUCUUCAUAAACUGGAUCCAAAGUGGUUCAGUCCCGGGAUACACACACUGAUUCUGGACCAGAACCGGAUCAUUAAGCUGGAGCACCUGGAGCACAACGAGGAUCUGCAGCAGCUAUCUGUGGCCUGUAAUCGUCUGGUGCGCAUGAUGGGCGUCUCAAAGCUGACACACUUACGAACCCUGAACCUCCCCAACAACAGCAUCGGCUACAUCGAGGGCCUGAAGGACCUGCGUCGUCUGCAGUGGCUCAAUCUGUCUGGAAACAACAUCAAGGUCAUCGAGCAGCUCAACACCUGCGUUUCCCUUCAGCAUCUCGAUCUGUCAGACAAUAAUAUCUCUCACAUAGGAGACCUCACAAAGCUCUCAGUGUUAAAGACACUUCUUCUGCAUGGAAACAUCAUCACGACUCUGCGCACCGUUCCUGCUCACCUUCCAGCGAACCUCACCGUCCUGUCGCUCGCAGAGAACGAGAUCAGAGACCUGACCGAGGUGUCGUAUCUAGCUUCGUUACACAGUCUGGAGCAGCUGUCCGUCAGGAGUAACCCGUGUGUGAUGGCCACUCCGGCUCUGCCCGGCUGUGAUUAUCGCCCGUAUGUCGUCAGCUGGUGUCUCAGUCUGAAGGUGCUGGAUGGAUACGUGGUUACACAAAAAGAGGGACUGAAAGGAGAAUGGCUCUACAGUCAAGGAAAAGGGCGAAUGUUUCGGCCGGGGCAGCACACACAGCUGGUCCAGUAUUUGGCAUCCACGUGUCCGCUGACCGCCGCGACUGCCUUACAGUCAGCAGAGGAUGCUAAACUAGAGAGAAUCCUCAACAAACAGAGACAGCAUCAGAAACAGCUGAAGCAAACACGUCACUGCGGCUCGAGUCCGGUUCGCCCCACGCAUCUCAACGUUCACAAGAACACAGAUGUGGAGGUCAUCUCUCAGGCAGAUGUGGAUCCAGGAGUUCAUGUAAAUGCGUGGAUGAGCUCUGUGUCUUCAGCCGUGAUCGCUGCGGUCCGUCUGCCGCCCGCCGCUGAAGACGGGAUGAUUCUGGAGGAUGUGCAGACUGAUGAGGAGAAGCUUCAUGGCAGUCUGCUGUCCUCAGAGUCUGCUUUCUUGCCCUUUAACCCUGCUGUUCAUCCAGCUUCAGCUCCUGACAGCGGGGAGGAGGAGUUUGAAGAUUCUCUGGCUCCUCCCACAUCCACACAGCUCCACCCAUCGGAGGAGGGGUCAGUGGGCGGAGCCGUCCUCAGCUCUCAUGUGACUGACAGAGCCGAUGUGUUGAGUGGCGAUGCUGUGCUACAGAACAGUUCUGCGGAGGAGACGCAGAGAUCUGCUGCGCUGCAGUGUGAACUAAACCAGUGUGAAGCAGCUGUCAGGAUCCAGUCGUGGUGGAGGGGUCACUGGACGCGCCUCUGCCAUCCACAGGCCAAAGAAGUGCGUGCUGAGAUCCGCUUGAGAAGGAUGCAGGACCACAUCGUCCACCUGACCGCGGAGCUGGAGAGGGUGCGCAAGCAGCACGAAGAAGAGCGACUGCAGAGACGUGUGCAAGAAGAAGCGGUGAAGUUCCUGUGGAAGCAGCUUCAGGCGCUGCUGGAGUGGCAGUCGUCUGUGAACGAGCGUCUCAGUGUGGCACAGAGUUCAGCGUCAGAUCCCAGCAUUCCCGCAGCGGCUCCUGUCCGCACAGAGAUCUCCAUCCCGGAGUCUGGCUUUCAUUCCCCGGGAGAGCGAGCGGCGGGGGACAGUCUUCUGGAGCAGUAUCUGUCCUCUGUGCAGCAACAGGACGAGGAUGAAGACGACAGAAUGGGAACACCUCAAGAUCCAUCCGAUCUCUCUCCUCAUGGGAAAAAAGAGCGCUUGUCCUGACCGGAGUAGAAGCUGAAGUCUGAAAGGAGUUUAGGAAUCACAGGACUCGAUCGGGACCCAUGUGCCCUGGCUCUGGCUCUUCUUAAAGAUCAGACACUUGCCUGUUUUAAUCCCUGGCCUUCAGAAGACUUGUAGACUCGUAGAGUUACACACAUGCGGUCAGCAGACUGAAGAAGAUCAUGUCUAACUCGACAGUGACUCCUGUAUGACUGCCUUUCUUCUUUCUAACAGUGAAUUACAUACACUGCUGGAUGUCAGUAUACAGAUUUCUGUUGAAGUACUUUACAUCUUUAUGUACCCAGGGUGCCAAGCUCUUUCAGUGCACUUAGCAGUAGACUUGUUUCCUUUUGGAGCCUGGACAACACGACCAGACGUAGCCUUGUUCUGUAGAAGAGCAUGUAUUUCUGUGAAGUUAAUGUGAAUUGAUUUGAUAGUCAGCUGCAGUUCAAACCCUACUGAGAGCUUUCUGUGUGUGCAUCUGGAUAUUUACAGUAUGUGCUGCAACUAGUGUUCAGUCUGGUAUAUGCAAGUUUUUAUUUAUUAAAUAUAUAUUUUAAAAUUCAUUUUUGUAAAAUAAAGUUUUACUUUCUUUCCCCA
This is a messenger RNA of Carassius auratus (goldfish), 2626 nucleotides long. Its product is annotated as centrosomal protein of 97 kDa. Bases 92 to 2029 code for a protein of 645 amino acids. Gene Ontology annotation, biological process: negative regulation of cilium assembly. The record is from RefSeq and is a predicted model, not a curated record. Gene Ontology annotation, molecular function: protein binding. Lineage: Eukaryota; Metazoa; Chordata; Actinopteri; Cypriniformes; Cyprinidae. The transcript has 11 exons. Gene Ontology annotation, cellular component: centrosome.